AUGGAUACCUAUCAGACUUUUUUAGUAGAUUUUUUAGCCGGCGGAAUAUCUGCAGCCGUUUCAAAAACUGUAGUUGCACCCUUAGAAAGGGUGAAACUUUUGCUACAAGUACAAUCUACUUCAAAACAAAUACGUCCAGAAGACCGAUACAAGGGUAUGCUGGAUGCAUUUGUCCGUAUACCCAAAGAAACUGGUUUUCUCAGCUUCUGGAGAGGCAAUUUAGCUAAUGUAAUACGAUAUUUUCCAACUCAAGCAUUAAAUUUCGCGUUUAAAGAUAAAUUCAAAACUUUAUUUUUGGGAGGUGUACCAAAAGAUGCAUUUUGGAAACAGUUCGCUGGAAAUUUGGCAUCUGGUGGAGCUGCUGGAGCAACAUCUCUUGUUUUUGUUUAUCCACUUGACUUUGCUCGUACAAGAUUGGCUGCGGAUAUUGGCAAAGCAGAUAAAAGAGAAUUUAAAGGUUUAGGUGAUUGUAUAGCAAAGAUUUUCAAAACGGAUGGCUUUAUUGGUUUAUAUCGUGGCUUUAAUGUCAGUGUUCAAGGAAUUGUUAUUUACAGAGCAGCAUACUUUGGUCUCUAUGAUACUUCAAAAAGCAUGCUGCCUGAUCCAAAGAACACUCCAUUGUAUAUUAACUUUUUAAUUGCACAGGUAGUGACAACAGUGGCUGGAUUUAUAUCAUAUCCUUUUGAUACAGUUAGAAGACGCAUGAUGAUGCAAUCAGGGCUUAGUAAAACAGAGAUGAUGUAUAAAAGUACAUUGGAUUGUUGGAUGAAAACAGCUAAAGCUGAAGGAGUUGGGGCCUUUUUUAAAGGGUCAGUUUCAAAUAUGCUUAGAGGUACUGGUGGAGCAUUAGUUUUAACACUAUAUGAUUCAAUUCAACAUGCAAUUGACACAACACUAAAAGAAAAAGAGUUACCACCAUCCAAAUGA
Nomia melanderi (Alkali bee) is the source of this 927-nucleotide messenger RNA. Its product is annotated as ADP,ATP carrier protein 2-like. The record is from RefSeq and is a predicted model, not a curated record. Gene Ontology annotation, cellular component: mitochondrial inner membrane. Lineage: Eukaryota; Metazoa; Arthropoda; Insecta; Hymenoptera; Halictidae. Gene Ontology annotation, biological process: negative regulation of mitochondrial outer membrane permeabilization involved in apoptotic signaling pathway; mitochondrial ADP transmembrane transport; mitochondrial ATP transmembrane transport. Gene Ontology annotation, molecular function: ATP:ADP antiporter activity.